Messenger RNA from Xenopus laevis (African clawed frog), 941 nucleotides. It is a transcript of the gene gzmh.L, whose product is annotated as trypsin V-A. The record is from RefSeq and is a predicted model, not a curated record. The transcript is spliced from 4 exons. The coding region runs from base 106 to 738 and encodes 210 amino acids. Lineage: Eukaryota; Metazoa; Chordata; Amphibia; Anura; Pipidae.
CUUUCUGCUUUAUCCCUGGAUACCACGAUCCUGAUCCCUCCUGAGGGGCUUCCUCCUAGAUCCGGACUACUCCCCAGAGGGGGCUCCCGGCUCCCUGACACCUACAUGGCGUAUCUAAAAAUCGGCCGAGGUUAUUGUGGUGGAUCGCUGAUUGCUCCUGAUUGGGUGAUUUCUGCUGCCCACUGCAGUGGAGAUAUUACAGUCAUCUUGGGAGCACACAAUGUAAAGGAGCCAGAAAGCUCACAGCAGGUCAUUGGGGUUCAGAGUAAACACUUGCACCCGGAAUAUGAUCGUAAAGAGUCUCUGCCAUUUAAUGAUGUCAUGUUGUUGAAGCUCACCUCCAAGGCCACCAUAAACCGUUAUGUGCAGACCAUCCCCCUAACAUCCAGCAGCAGUGACCUUCCUACAGGCACCUCUUGCAGUGUAUCUGGAUGGGGUUUGAUUGACAUGGAUGAAGGCACUGAUAAACUUUUCGAGACCAAUGUCACCAUUGUAAGCCGCCGCUUGUGUCACCACUACUUCCCAAGACUGAGUGAUGGAAUGAUCUGUGCAGGGACCACCAACCAGAUCAAGGAUUCCAGUCAGGGAGACUCUGGCGGGCCCUUGGUGUGCCGAGGGGAGUUGGCAGGCAUUGUGUCAUUUGGAUUUGACCACCCACCUGGAGUGUAUGCAAGGGUUGGCAGAUACCUAAACUGGAUUGAGAAGACAAUAUCAGAACACAGAGACAAGAAUAGCUAAGCCUUUGUGCUCUCACUAGCUUUCUGUUGGUAGAUGAAAUAAUACUGAACAUCUGCUAUUAAAGGAUAUAGACAAAAUGCACUUUGCUUCUUGUGUUAUUAAAGUAACAAAUAACAUUUGCAGCUUCAUUUUACGUGAUUCUGGUAGCUUUGUGGCACCUUCUAAUAAAAUAAAUACAGAUUUAAAUACCCAUAAUAAAACUG